AACUCCUUGAUCCUAGCUGUUCUUCGGAAAGAGUCUUCUCUUCAUCCCCCGUCUAAAAUUAUGUUUCGGAACCUAGCCAUAGCCGACUUCUGUGCUGGUAUCAUUGCAGAACCUGUCAUUGCAAUUUGCUGGUUGUCUGUGGUGAAUAAACGUUGGGAUAUUUGUCGCUUCGCAUUGAUUGCAACUCAUAUCACAGGCUAUAUCUUAGGCUCGACAUCUUUGUUUACUUUGACUACCAUAAGUGUGGACAGGCUUCUCGCACUGUUGCUGGGGCUAAAGUACCGACAAGUUGUAACUUUGAAGAGGACCGGUCUAACGAUAGCAGUUUCUUGGGCUGUUUCUAUUGUUAGUACGACCUUUUACUUUUGGAAUUAUGUAAUAACCUCUUGGAUCUCUUCCGUAGCUAUUUCACUGUGUCUUUGCACUUCAUUUUUCUCGUAUUCCAAAAUUUUUCUUACCCUGCGCCAUCACCGAGUAAGAGCACAAGAUCACGUCAAUCAGCAACAACAGAGUCAAGCAAUUCCUAUGAACAUAGUACGCUACAAGAAGGCAGUG
Molecule: messenger RNA, 555 nt
Organism: Porites evermanni
Lineage: Eukaryota; Metazoa; Cnidaria; Anthozoa; Scleractinia; Poritidae
Source: the annotation of a GenBank genome assembly